Molecule: messenger RNA, 1935 nt
Organism: Helicoverpa zea (corn earworm)
Lineage: Eukaryota; Metazoa; Arthropoda; Insecta; Lepidoptera; Noctuidae
Product: ecdysone oxidase-like
Exons: 4
Coding region: 1-1737 (578 amino acids)
Molecular function (GO): oxidoreductase activity, acting on CH-OH group of donors; flavin adenine dinucleotide binding
Source: RefSeq, a predicted model, not a curated record
AUGUCAGCAUCAGCGUCAGUCCUGUCUGACAUCCAGACGGUGCAGUUGGCGCUCCAAGUGGUGUCGACCUUGCAGCUGACGUCAUGGAGGUUCCCAACAGCCUGCAGCCCGAGUAAUGGCAGUGCCUUCGACUUCAUAAUAGUAGGCGCGGGGUCUGCAGGAUCAGUCCUUGCGAACAGACUGUCAGCCAACAGUAACGUCAGCGUGUUACUGCUAGAAGCUGGUGGACCACCACCAUUAGAAUCUCAGCUGGCUGGACUAUUCCCUAUCAUACCAAGUACUCCAUACGACUACAACUUUACGUCAGUGAACGACAACUACACAGCACAGAACUUACAAGGUCACCAUGUCGGUCUGACUCAAGGCAAGAUGCUAGGAGGUAGCAGUUCCCUUAACCAUCUGAUCUACGUUCAAGGUCAUCCACAUGAUUUCAACCAAUGGGCAAAGAUACUAAACGAUCCCUUGUGGAACUUCGAUAGCUUAGAACAAUACUUCAAAAAGGUAGAGAACUUGGUUGAUGAGGAAUUACUAGCAACAUCAUCUAAGGAUAGACAUGGAACUAAGGGUCCUGUUAAAAUAGCUAGAGACUCAAGCCCUGAUAACCAAAAUAUCUUGGCUGCUUUUGAAGAGUUAGGUCAUGAAAUUUUCGAUGAUUUAAGUGCGCCAAACUUACUUGGGUAUACAGAACCUUUAUACAACAAUGUUGAUGGUAUUCGACAGAGCACUGCAGUCACUUACCUUGGUGAUACAAAAGCACGUAAAAACUUAUGCGUAGCUACGUAUAAAACUGCGACAAAAAUCAUAAUAGAAAACAAUAAAGCCAUCGGUGUUCAGGUUAUUGAUUCGAAUGGUGAUAGUCACGUAUUUUUUGCGAAUAAAGAAGUUAUAGUGUCUGCAGGUGCAUUUAACAGUCCUAAACUUUUGAUGGCAUCUGGUAUUGGGCCUCAAGAUAAUCUUGAACCUCUUGGUAUUGAUGUGAUUGCUAAUCUUCCUGUAGGAAAGAACCUCCAAGAUCAUCCAACAACAAUAUUGCUUUAUCAGAUGGAAAAUGACACAUCACCUCUCCCAGCUGCCAAUCCUUCUCAAUUGCCUCCUAUGACAGUCGGUCAUGUAGCUCUCAACUCUCAGACUUAUCCAGAUUAUCAGGCUAUAACUCUGUUAUUCCCUCACGAUUCAGAUGCAUUAAUUCAAUUAUGUUCAAACGUGUUUAAAUUCUCAAAUGAUUUUUGCGAUGAAGCAUAUAACGCGAAUAUUGGUAGAAGUGUUUUGUUUAUCAUUAUUGAUCUGUUAAUGCCAAAAUCACGAGGAGAAGUGUUACUAGCAAGUGCUAAUCCAAAAGAUGAUCCUUUUGUAUACACUCGAACUUACAACAAAACAGAAGACUUGAAGUUAAUGGCAAAAAGUUUAGAAGACUUCAAUAGAGUUUUGGAGACGACAUACUUUAAGAGUAUUGAUGCUAAACUGGUUGAUACUGGAUAUUGCAAAAAUGUACCUGCCGAUGAUUUUUGGGAAUGUUAUGCAGUAGCUACGUCUUCCAGUCUUUGGCACUAUGUAGGAACCUGUGCGAUGGGUUCUGUGCUUGACAGUAGGUUGAGAGUAAAGGGGGUAGAUGGUCUAAGGGUGGUAGAUUCGUCUUCUUUCCCUACAGAAGUGAGUGCUAACCCUAAUGCUGCGGUAAUGAUGGUGGCUGAAAGAGCUGCUGACUUUAUUCUUGAUGCAUGGAAUAUUUGCGUUUAAUGGAAAAUUCUAGAAUAUGGUAACUCAACGAAAAAUAAGAAUAAUGGCAAAGGAAAUUGUAUUGAGCUUUUAAUAAAGAUUUCAGGCAUUUAAAUUGUUUUUCUUUAAAAACGAAUUAGUCUUGUUAAGUGAGAUUAUCAAUAUCGUAAAAGCAUUAUAAAUAAAAAUAGUAAAAAAUCAAAACUAGGAAAUAAAUAA